Messenger RNA from Miniopterus natalensis, 4004 nucleotides. It is a transcript of the gene CEP128, whose product is annotated as centrosomal protein 128. Gene Ontology annotation, cellular component: spindle pole; centriole. The record is from RefSeq and is a predicted model, not a curated record. Lineage: Eukaryota; Metazoa; Chordata; Mammalia; Chiroptera; Miniopteridae.
CAGGUGGCCGUGGGAGCCGGGUGGGGCCUCGGUGAUGAUCCGGCAUUAAGGGCCUGGGGCUCUCCUCUGUCUCAGGAUUCCUGUACAUCAAUGGCAGAAUCCUCCAGCGAUUCAGACCACUUCCGCUCUCGAGACCGAUUGAGUCGAUGGGCUGCGAGGUCAAUACACAGGGAUAUUCACAAUCGUCCUACAGUAGAUGUCACCGAGAAGGUCAACACUAUAACAAGUACUUUACAGGACACCAGUCGGAACCUGCGACAAGUAGACCAUUUGCUUGGACAGUAUCGAGACUAUAGUAAUGGACAGGCAGGUGCUAUAGAACACUUAAAAGAAAGCUUGGAACAAUCAAUAGGCCAACUGCGGAGUCAACGUUUAUUGAGACACUCAGGAGGGAGAAGUAUUUCUGUUACAAGUCUGAGUGCAAGUGACCUUGAUGGUGGCACUGUGACAGAAAGCCACCGUUUUCCACCUACCUCGCCUCUCAAGGACUAUGGGGAUCAACAGGGUAGUAAACGAGUUAGAUCCAGAGCUGGCAUUCGAUUUGUUCAGGAGACCGAUGACGUGGGCCAGCUACAUGCUUUUCAUCAGUCCCUCCGAGACCUCAGCAGUGAGCAAGUUCGCCUUGGAGAUGAUUUCAACCGGGAGCUGGCCAGGAGAAGCAGGUCGGAUGCUGAAACAAGAAGGGUUUUGGAAAGAUUGACUGAAAAACUUGGCGAAACCCAAAAACACGAAGUGGUUUCAGAUCGGGUGGAGCGGCGGCUUCAGGAAAUAGAAAAGGAGAUGCGCACAGAAAGAGAGCUGGUGGAAAGACGCCAGGACCAACUGGGACUUAUUUCUAUGCAGCUACAAGAGGCAUUGAAGAAACAAGAAGCUAAAGCAGACGACGAGGGAGUAAUGAAAAACAAGCUAAGACAAACUGAAACUGAGAAGAGCCAACUUGAACAGGAAUUGGAGCUAUCUCGAAGGUUAUUGAAUCAGUCGGAGGGCAGCCGAGAAACACUUUUGCAUCAGGUAGAAGAACUCCGUGCACAACUUAUGAAAGCAGAGGGCGAUCGAAAGGGUUUACAACAUCAAGUAUCUCAGAUUUCCAAGCCACAGGCAAACCAUCAGGAUGAACAAGGAGAUGACUGGAGGUUUAGGAGAGGCGUUGAGCGGGAGAAAGACGACCUGGAGAAGCAGAUGUCAAACUUGAGAGUGCAGCUGAACUUCAGUGCCAUGGCCUCCGAGCUAGAGGAAGCAAAGCGGUGCGUGGAGCGGAAAGACAGGGAGAAAGCACGCUUGGCAGCACAAGUGGAGAAUUUAACACAGGAAUUGGACAAGAAGGAAAAGCAGCAGCUACAGAUGUUGGAUCAACUGAAGGAGAUCCAGACUCACUUUGAGACAUGUGAUGCCAAGCGUAAGCAAACUGACCUCCAGAUCUCUGAGCUCACGCACCACGCUGAGGAUGCAACCAAGCAGGCCGAGCAGUACCUCCUGGAGUUGCAGCAGUCAGAGGCCCUGAGACAGGAGGCAGAGAAGAGGAGAGAGGAGCUGAAACUGAAGGCUCAGGAGUCCAUUAGGCAGUGGAAGCUCAAGCAUAAGAAGUUAGAGCGAGCAUUGGAGAAACAAUCUGAAACUCUGGAUCAACUGACAGACAAGAAUAAUCAGAUCCUGAAAGAAAAGGGUGAAUUGAAAAGCCAGCUGGGCGCAGCAUUACAACAAGUAGAGAAUCUUGGAAAGGAGCUGAAUGAUGUUGUCACCAAGCGUGCCCUUCAGGAGGAGCAGCUUCACUGUAAGGAGCAGAAACUAAGUGAUGUUAGGGCGCAUCAAGCUGACCUCGAGCUAGAAGUCAAGGAUUCCCUGGACACCAUCCAUAGACUAGAAACUGAACUGCAAAAGCAGAGUAAGUUUCAAAGCCAGCUGAAAGUUGAGAAAGCUCGCCUAGAGGAAGAAAUUACAGAGCUGAAGAAGAGCCAGGCCAGGGACAAAGCUCAACUCCUGGAGAUGCAAGAGGCCAUCAAGAACUUGAGUGCCAUCCGGGCAGAUCUAGCUAAUAAAUUGGCCGAGGAACAGAGAGCCAGGAAGGAGGCGCUUAAGAACUUUUCUGACCUCAAGACACAGGCGGACUCUAGAGAUAAAGAAACAGCUACAGUCAUUACACAGUUAAAACUAGAACGAGAUGUUCACCAGAGGGAGCUGGAAGAUCUCACAUCAUCACUGCAGAGUGUGAAAACCAAACACGAACAAAAUAUCCAGGAGCUGAUGAAGCACUUCAAGAAAGAAAAGAGUGAAGCCGAGAAUCAUAUUAGGACACUGAAGGCAGAGAGCUUAGAAGAUAAGAAUAUGGUGAGAGCCCAUCUUUGUCAGCUGGAGAAGCUGAGGUUGCAGUGUGACAGGCUCACAGAAGAAUUAGCCCAGAAUGAAAACGAGAACCAAAAACUGAAGCUAAAAUAUCAGAGUUUGAAGGACCAUCUAGAAGAAAAGGAGAAACAUAUAAGCAAUGAAGAGGAGCACUUAAGGAGAAUGGAAGAGGCCAGGCUGCAGCUCAAGGACCAACUUCUUUCUCUGGAGACCGAGCAGGAGUCCAUUCUUGGUAUGAUAGGGAAGGAAAUUGACACAGCUUGUAAGACCUUCUCCAGGGACUCGAUGGAGAAAUUCAAAUUUUUUUCAUCUGGCCCUGACAUUAAUUAUGACCCACAUCGCUGGCUAGCAGAAAGCAAGACUAAACUUCAGUGGCUCUGCGAGGAACUGAAAGAGAGAGAAAACAGGGAGAAAAGCCUGCGGCACGAGCUGAUGCUGUGCAGACAGCAGCUCAGGAACAUGACUGAGAACAAGGAAUCUGAGCUCCAGUGCCUCUUUGAACAGAUCGAAAGGCAGGAACAGCUUCUGGAGGAAAUACACCGGGAGAAGAGAGAUCUGCUGGAGGAGACCUACAGAAAAGAUGAAGAAAUGGAAUCUCUGCAGGACCGUGUAAAUGUGUUAGAAACGAGUACUCGAGUGGCCUUGGACCAUCUGGAGUCUGUGCCUGAGAAACUGAGCCUACUAGAAGGUUUCAGAGACUUCAGAGAUUCCCACAGUUCAUCCAAGAGAAUCGAUGGGAUAUACUCCAGACACAGGGUUCCCCGGGAGUCUUUCCAGCAGCGCCGAGACGACCCCAAGUACAGAAUCAGAAGCUUCAAAGAUGACCGAGCCUUUGCCGAAAGUUCCUAUGCUCAUGGCUUAGAUCUCUCAUCCCCUUGGCAGGAUCACAGUCGCUUCCUGGCUAGCCCACGGUUUUCACACUUGACCUCAUUUACCAGAAGACCGUUUGCUCCCGAUACGACUUCAAUCAAGGAAGACGCCAGAGGUUUCCCAAUGGAUGGAACAAGUGCACAAUCCAAAAGGGAGGAACCCGAAAGCAAAAACAGCAAAAUGUAGUUUGUUGCUUUCCAUGCAUGUAUUGCAAAUAAUAGCAUAUCCACGCUGGCUGCAGUUUGGCCUGCGUUACCCAGCAGGCAUAGCGGGAGUGUGUGCUUUCCAGCAUUGCCAGACACCGACUGCAGUGACAAUACGGUCGGUCCUUGUGGAUGAUGCAUGUGAAACCACUCCAAACACUGUCAGCUCCUGAACGACUCACAGCUAACUUACUGGCAACUUAGACCAGCAGAGAAAGUGAUAUUCUUCACUUCGCAUUUUCUUUCUCAGGUGUGGUCAGCCUCAUUUUUCCAACCAAAAUUUGAAUUUAUAAUUGAGGUCUUUCAAAAAUGACUGGCUAGAAAAUGAGCUCCCCUUGAGGCAGAGGUUGCCAGCGCUUUAGAUUCAGGGAGCAUUUAUAUACAAUUGAUUUUUAAAAAAAUGCUUUCUCCCUAAUAAAUUAUCAUGUGUUAUAACAUGUCAUGGAGAUAUGCAAAUACAAUAUUUGUUCACUUUAUAAAUGCUCAGGAUUGUUAAAUCCAUCCAGCAGUCUAUUGCUACACGCAGUAUCUUAACAUUAUUGCCAAUCAUCUGUAUUAAAUAGCAAUAAAGAAUUUACAGUGCUAUCUGAA